Messenger RNA from Megalops cyprinoides (Indo-Pacific tarpon), 1664 nucleotides. It is a transcript of the gene mgst3b, whose product is annotated as microsomal glutathione S-transferase 3b. The record is from RefSeq and is a predicted model, not a curated record. Gene Ontology annotation, molecular function: glutathione transferase activity; glutathione peroxidase activity. The transcript has 4 exons. Bases 407 to 829 code for a protein of 140 amino acids. NCBI's taxonomy places the organism in Eukaryota, Metazoa, Chordata, Actinopteri, Elopiformes, Megalopidae. Gene Ontology annotation, cellular component: endoplasmic reticulum; membrane; nuclear envelope.
UCUGCUUUGCGUGUUGACUGGAUCUCAUCAUUACGGUUGUCUUGACUUUAUGUUGUGGUCACAUCAUUAAAAAACUGUCGUCACUUGUUAUGUGUACCAGUGAAUUUACUGUAGAAAAAAGAAUACUGAAACUGGAAUAAUAUUGUACGAUGGCCUAUGAAAAGUAAAAGUGAGGCUGUGCCAAGUACGAUAUAAAAUGACAAGCAGUUAAUUUAAUCCUGGCUCGACAGGAAAUAAAAAGGUGUUCAUCGCGAGAACUCGAGGACGACUUUUGCCCGCGUUUCUAAACAACGUUACGCAAGCAUGACCUGUUAGUUAGCAGGGUAACAGAUCAUAUUUCGGUCCCGUACAGUAACAGUAGUUUUCACGGUCAGUCAAAAGCACCAGGCCAGUUGCAGAUAUUACAAUGGAGAUAAUUGAUGUUCUACCGCCGAGAUUUGGAUAUGUGAUCUUUACAUAUUUUUAUAGCUGGGUCAUGUUGACUUAUCUCGGCGUUAAGGUUGGUGCAGCAAGAAAGAAAUACGAUGUAAAGUACCCAACUAUGUACAGUGACAAGGAGCAGGUUUUCAACUGCAUCCAGAGGGCUCACCAGAAUACACUGGAGGUGUAUCCACAGUGGCUCGUGUUCCAGACCAUCGCUGCGUUAGUGUACCCGACUGCCGCGUCUGUGUUAGGGGUCAUCUGGGUUACCAGCAGGUUCUCCUAUGCCUGGGGAUACUACACUGGUGAUCCAGCAAAGAGGAUGCGUGGUGCUUAUGGGUACAUUGGAUACUUUGGAGUCAUCAUUCUCUCCAUUACAGUUGCUUUGCAGUUACUGGGUAUCAUUUAAUUGAGAGAACCGCAGCCUGUAUCCCUGGUUGGCACUACCUAUUAAAAUAUAUCUGCUUUGUUAUGGGCAGUGCCUUUCAUAUUAUACUGAAAAAAGACAUUGUAAUCACUAUGCUGUCUAAAUAAGCUGUGAAAUGAUCUUGUUUGCUCUGACUUUAAAAACAGCCCAUUCAUAGAAUGUUUGUAUGAUUCAGAUUGCUUAAUAUAAGGACCAGUAAUUUUUUAUUGCUUCAUUUUUUUCUUAUGGUUUUGUUCUUACACACAUAAGUAACAGAUAAGAAUGGCCACCAAGCUAUAUCCAAACAAAGAUGGAUGGAAGCUUGGAGUAGAUUUUGCACAGAUUUAAAUAAAAACUAUGAUUCUUUCUUCAAAGUGAUUCUGUGCUUUAGUUUGUCUAACUUGUGACAGAAUUUUUUUCUUCUGCUAAUUUGGUUUGGUCUUUUCUUUGAACCACUACUUAGAAGAUAAAUGUGACACAGUUAAUUUUGACAUUUCAGGCCAAACCACAAACCAAGAUGCUGAGUUGUGUGCAUAAGACUAUGUUUGUCGGUCUGGACAUUCAUUCAUAACUAGUUGUCUAUUUCCAUCUUUCUUAUUGUGACCUCUGAGACAAGGCCCUCUUAGCUGUCCUUGGUAAUUUUUUGGUAUUUCACAUCUCAUUUAUAGCAGGUAAUUUUAGAAUCCCCCUCUUGUGGUUUUUAUUUCUUCAUUUUCUACCACAUUGUUCAUGAGUGUACAUUGUAAUCAUUUUGAGGACUUUCACCUUUGUGUGUACCAUCAUUAUACCCUUACUUCAUUGUUUCUCUGCACUAAAUAAACAUUUGCUUCAAAAUCAA